Molecule: messenger RNA, 1173 nt
Organism: Diutina rugosa
Lineage: Eukaryota; Fungi; Ascomycota; Pichiomycetes; Serinales; Debaryomycetaceae
Exons: 1
Coding region: 1-1173 (390 amino acids)
Cellular component (GO): mitochondrion
Molecular function (GO): (S)-2-hydroxyglutarate dehydrogenase activity; (S)-2-hydroxy-acid oxidase activity
Source: RefSeq, a predicted model, not a curated record
AUGAUUAGACGGUGUCUCUCCACCCUGGCUACUUGUCACGCUGACUUCUCCCAUGCUGUCAUUGGAGCCGGCAUCGUUGGCCUUGCCAUUGGUGCUGAACUCCAGCAAGUUCCAGGAAACCGGGUGAUUAUUAUCGACAGAAAUUCCGCCGUCGGCCACGAGACGACCCUGCGUAACUCCGAGGUGAUCCACGCCGGUAUCUACUACCCUAAGGACUCAUUGAAAGCUAAAUUGUGUAUUGAGGGUAAGCAGAAGAUCUAUAGCCAACAGAAUUGGCGCGUACCGUUGCGCCAGUGUGGCAAAUGGGUGGUAGCUCAAGAUGAAGGUGAGGCCCAGUAUUUGGACAAAUUGUACACCAAUUGCGUGGCAUUAGGGGUUCCAGUGGAGUUUAAGCUGAAACGGGAAGUGCAAAAGUACCCCCACAUCCAUGUGGGUGCCGCUGUGCUUGAAUCUCCCACCACAGGUAUCAUCAGUGCUCACGACUAUUGUACAUUCUUUGAACAGCAAUUUUCCAAUAACGAAGGUACUUUGGGUCUUAACGCUACCGUUACCGACAUUGAAUACUCUCAGAAUGAAUAUCUGUUGGAAGUACACGAUGAAGUCGAAGGGGCUGACUUCACCAUUACCGCGGAAAACGUCGUCAAUCUGGGCGGUCUCCACGCCGCUAGCAUCGCCAAUAUGCUUCUACCUCCCGAACGUCACUUUGGCUCAUAUUUCGCUAAAGGUAACUACUUUAGUUAUACCUCCUCGCAGCCCAUGGGUAAAAUCACUGACCAUUUGAUCUACCCUUGUCCUAAGCCCAACGCCGUACUGUUAGGCACUCACCUUACCUUUGACCUUGGUGGCCAGAUUCGGUUUGGUCCUGACCUUGAAUGGCUCCAUACUGCCGACGCUAAUGCCAUCGACUACACUCCCAGUGCCGCCAACCUCGAUGCUGCUGUUGACGCUAUUCGUACCUAUUUCCCUUCCAUCCAAAAAUCAGAGCUUGCUCCUGCCUACAGUGGCGUACGGCCAAAACUAAAACUGCAGCAUGAUAGUCGCCAAGGGUUCGUUGAUUUCUAUAUUAAGGAAGAAGAAGGCUUCCCUGGCUUCGUCAACUUAAUCGGGAUCGAGAGUCCGGGGCUCACUCUGGCGUGGGCCAUUGCCGAUUACGUCAAGGCUAUGUACCAUUAA